AUGGAUCCACCAGUGGGAAUUAGCUCAUCCAUUACAUCAUCCUCCCAACUGGAGGUGGUGCAGGAGGAAACAGUGGAACUAUCUCCCCCUGAAAUUUCUGUGUCUCCCAAACAUCACCAGUAUUAUGAAGGUGAAAAGGUACAGCUGAGUUGUACUGCUAAGAUAAAAGAGCAGGUGAACGGAUACAGAUUCUUUGACAAGAGUGGGUCUGUGAUGUCCCAGGUAAAUGUGAUUGGCUUUUGGAGCAGCUCGCUGUACGUCUCUGUUCAAAAGGAGAAAAAUGAAACUUUCAGCUGUGAAUACUGGAAGUGGAAUGCUAGCGAAGAGGUCCGAUCUCAGCGAAGCGAAGAGAUCACCUUGGAAGUGACAGAAGCACCCCAAAAACCAUCCCUCUCUCUGAAUCAAGCACUCCCGCGGUAUACGUGGGGAGACCAUGUAACUCUGGUGUGUUCCGCUCCACCUGGAGAGACCAACAUCACGGAAUUCCAGUACUUUGGAGACAGGCAGACCAUCCAGGCUUGGAAGUCCCCAAAAGAUACUAACACAACUGACAUGUACAACCUGAACAUCACAGCGCCAAAAGAUACAGGGAAUUUCAUGUGUGCCUAUAUCCAGUUUCGUUCUGGGCGAAAUGUCCGCUCUAAGAAGAGUGACCCUGUCUUCAUUGAGCCAGCAGGCAUCAGUUGGAUACGGAUAAUGGCCACUGGUGGGGCUUUCUUCACCAUCAAUGGUCUCAUCUUCUUAAUCACCCACUACUAUUUCCUACCAAAAGUCUCCCAAAGGAAUGAUUGUCAUCAACUAUUUCCUGUCCGUUCACAUUCUCAAUAUACUCCUAUCCAGCCAAAGUGAGAUCCCUCCAUUCAUUUAUCAAAUCCAGCUUGCACAUUAACUUUCUCCUGAGUCAACAGAAGUCGACUGGGACUCGACAACGCUUUACACACAUAUAGACACAAAGUCUUGCUGAAAAUGAAAUACAAAAAAAAGGGUCCUCGUCGCCUAGAGCAUGAAAUACUCACUUCAGACUUGUCUGAGGAUGCUGGUUCAUGGCUACAAACUUUCUGUAUCAUGGAUUUUUCUUAGAGGGAACUAAUACAUCAGUUGGCUAACCGUCAUCUCAAUUUUGGUUAAUGGAACAGACAAAGAAAUAACAGUAGCCAAAUUUGCUUCAGGGUACUGUAAAAAUAAAGAGAAAAAAAUUAUGACUAGGCCUGAAUUUUAAGGAUAUUAUGGAUUGUUUAAAUGGUAUUUUAGCUUUACUGGUUUUACUUGCAAUUGUAGCAUAGAAAUAGAAAUGUAAUCGUGAAUUUUAGGUUAACAAGGAACGAUUUUACCUUGUAUUGGUUUUAAUAACACUUGUAAUAUCCACCAGUCGGCUUUGUAUGUG
Sphaerodactylus townsendi is the source of this 1384-nucleotide messenger RNA. RefSeq lists its product as uncharacterized. The coding region runs from base 1 to 849 and encodes 282 amino acids. Gene Ontology annotation, molecular function: transmembrane signaling receptor activity. Gene Ontology annotation, biological process: cell surface receptor signaling pathway. The transcript is spliced from 5 exons. NCBI's taxonomy places the organism in Eukaryota, Metazoa, Chordata, Lepidosauria, Squamata, Sphaerodactylidae. The record is from RefSeq and is a predicted model, not a curated record.